Messenger RNA from Microtus oregoni (creeping vole), 420 nucleotides. Its product is annotated as prefoldin subunit 5-like. NCBI's taxonomy places the organism in Eukaryota, Metazoa, Chordata, Mammalia, Rodentia, Cricetidae. The transcript has 2 exons. Gene Ontology annotation, biological process: protein folding; regulation of DNA-templated transcription. The record is from RefSeq and is a predicted model, not a curated record. Gene Ontology annotation, cellular component: prefoldin complex; cytoplasm. Bases 1 to 420 code for a protein of 139 amino acids.
AUGGAGGCACAGUUAUACCAAAAAUUCUUUACCUUGGAGCUUUUGCCCACAUCUAUUGCUCAGCUCAAGGUGGUGCAGACCCAGUAUGUGGAAGCCAAUAAUUGUCUGAAUGUGCUGAACAAGAGCAACAAGGAAAAAGAAUUACUGAUCCCACUGAUGAGUUCCAUGUGUGCCCCUGGGAAGCUCCGUGAUAUGGAGCAUGUGCUCCUAGAUGUGGGAACUGGCUACUAUGUGAAGACAGCUGAAGAUGCCAAGGACUUCUUCAAAAGGAAGAUAGACUUUCUUACCAAGCAGAUGGAGAAAAACCAGCCAGCCCUACAGGAGAAGCAUGCCAUAAAACAAGCAGUCAUGGAAAUGAUGAGCCAGAAGUACCAGCAGCUCACAGCUCCCGGAGAGACUCAGAAGGUUGCCAAGGCAUGA